Molecule: messenger RNA, 736 nt
Organism: Homarus americanus (American lobster)
Lineage: Eukaryota; Metazoa; Arthropoda; Malacostraca; Decapoda; Nephropidae
Gene: RpL15
Product: 60S ribosomal protein L15
Exons: 4
Coding region: 74-688 (204 amino acids)
Biological process (GO): cytoplasmic translation
Cellular component (GO): cytosolic large ribosomal subunit; ribosome
Molecular function (GO): RNA binding; structural constituent of ribosome
Source: RefSeq, a predicted model, not a curated record
UUGGCCAGAUGGAGUCUGCCAUCACAACCCUCUCUUACAGCGCCGCCCCGGGGAGGGUUUCACAAGCGUCAAGAUGGGCGCUUACAAGUACAUGCAAGAGAUUUACCGAAAGAAGCAGAGUGAUGUCAUGCGCUUCUUGCUGCGUAUACGUGCCUGGCAGUAUCGGCACUUGAACAAGCUGCACCGUGCUCCCAGGCCCACACGCCCUGAGAAGGCCCGCAGGCUUGGAUACAAGGCAAAGCAAGGGUAUGUGAUCUACCGCAUCCGUAUUCGCCGUGGUGGUCGCAAACGCCCAGUACCCAAGGGUGCCACAUAUGGUAAACCCAAGAGCCACGGUGUGAACCAGUUGAAGCCAACCCGUAACUUGCAGUCAUUGGCUGAGGAGCGUACAGGCCGAAGACUUGGUAGCCUGCGUGUGCUGAACAGCUACUGGGUUGCCCAAGAUUCUACAUUCAAAUACUACGAAGUUAUCUUGCUUGACAUUCGCCAUAAUAACAUUCGUAAGGAUGCUUCAAUCAAUUGGAUGUGUAAUCAUACACAUAAGCACCGGGAAAUGCGUGGCAAGACAUCUGCUGGUAGAAAGCAUCGUGGUCUGGGCCGUGGAUUCCGCUACUCAAAGACAAAGGGAGGAUCACGUCGCGCAAGCUGGUUGAAGCGCAACUCCUUGUCUCUCCGCAGGAAGCGUUAAGAUGUAUUAUUUUACUCCAUCUCGGGUUAAUAAAAAAAAAUGAGUACA